Messenger RNA from Entamoeba dispar SAW760, 654 nucleotides. RefSeq lists its product as uncharacterized. Lineage: Eukaryota; Evosea; Mastigamoebida; Endamoebidae. The transcript has a single exon. The annotation marks the transcript as partial. The record is from RefSeq and is a predicted model, not a curated record.
AACUUCCUUUUUUCAAUGGACGUUUCACUUCUUUUAAGUAAAUUCUUAGGUUAUAUUAUUGUUAGUUUUUCAAUGUUUAUGAAAGUCCCUCAAAUUCUAUCUAUUUAUAAUGCUAAAACAGGUUAUGGUGUUUCUCUUCAAUCUUUUACUAUUGAAAUAUUUCUCUAUUCAAUUUCUUUUAAUUAUCAUUAUCAAAACAAUUUUCCUUUAAGUACUUAUUUUGAUUAUUUCUUUUUACUUGUUCAAGACAUUAUUAUUAUUCUUUUAAUUCUUUAUUAUGCAAACAAAUUUACUCCUAUAUUUUAUACUUUUGCUUGUACUUUUUUGUCUUUCUUCUUUAUUCUAUUUUUUGGUUUAUUCCCAUUAUCUCUAUUAGAAAUUUUACAAGCUUUAACAAUCCCCUUUUUCAUUAUUGCUAAAAUCCCUCAAAUCUACUCUAAUUUUGUUGAAAAAUCUACUGGAUCUUUAUCCCUCCUCACUACUCUUGGACUUACUGCUGGUAAUAUUAUUAGAAUUUUCACUACUUUAAAAGAAAUGGAUGGUGAUUUUACUAUGCUUUUCUCUUAUACUCUUGGUGCUUUAGUUAAUAUUAUCAUUGUUACUCAAAUCCUCAUUUAUGGAAACAAACCCCCCACUACUAAGAAGAAUAAUUAA